Cricetulus griseus (Chinese hamster) is the source of this 4076-nucleotide messenger RNA. NCBI's taxonomy places the organism in Eukaryota, Metazoa, Chordata, Mammalia, Rodentia, Cricetidae. The record is from RefSeq and is a predicted model, not a curated record.
GAGACCCACCUGUCUCUGCUUCCUCAGUUCUGGAAUUAAAGGUGUGUGUCACUAUGCCCAGCACCUAAAUGUUUUGAUGCUCUGUUCUUCAUACUUCAAGGCAUCUCUUCUUGGGAAAGACUACAGGGGGGUUUCAGGCAGCCCUUGGAAAUCACUUCAUGAGCCCAUUUUGUUUUGUUUGAAGCAAGGUCUUCUGUAGCAUUCAACUUCCUUUAUAGCCCCGAGCUGGCUUCAAACUCAGUCCUCCUGCCUCAGCCUCUCAAGUGCUGAAAUGACAGGCAUAUGCCACCAUGCCUGGAGAGCUUCCAUUUUAAGGUAAGGAGACUGAAUUUCAUAACUUGUUCAACAAGAGGGAUCUGUCUCUAGCUGUGAGCGUGGGCCAAAGACCUGGGAGAGCCCUGGUCUCAGCAGCCACAUGGCUCUGUGUUAGUGAGACCUGGAGCAUCUGUGGCUCACAGCCCCACUCCCAGCAGUCUGGGCCCAGAGUACCCACCAGGAUGACAGACUUCCCAGGAUUCUUCCUUAUGGAAUAGUUUGGCAUUCCCAGCAUUGGGUUAAAUGCUCAGUCCUCACACAGGUACAGAGGGAAAGGCACUCCCAAAAGGCUAAAGUGAUAUAUAUACACAUAGAGCCAGUAUCCCAGCCAGCCAGGUUUGUCUGGUUUGAAACCUGUGGCCCACUACCACAUGGGUCUCUGUGGGUCUUCGGUGGAUUUCUAUGACUGGGCUAAAUGCCUAACAUAGUGUUACCUGCAGGUACUCCCACCCUUAAUAGAAGAAAUGCAGCCCUUAAUCCCAGCAUUGCUCAUGGGAAUGGUUGAGUGGCAGCCCAAUAAUAAACAAAACCCUAAGACCUUUCUUAAAGAGAUUGUGGGCAGAAGAGGCCUUUGACAAACAAGGCCCUCAGUGUAUAGUUAAUUCCGACAUUCUCAUGGUAUGUCAAGGAAGGAACUCUCUGUUCCAUCAGCCCUGAGUCCCAGGAACCCAAGCUUCUCUAGACUAUACUGUGUGACCCAGGGAGAAGUAGAUGAGGACUCUGUGCCCACUUAUUCAAGGAGGCAGAGACAGUGUGGCAGCUGUCCUGAACAAAAACAAACGCUGGGGCCCUACCAUGUUGCUUUUGAGUUUAUUUUUUUAAAAAAUGGAAAAGGUCAAUAUUGAACCUUUUUUUAAUGAAAGAGAAACGGCAUAAGAGAGCCCAAGUGUAGCAUCUAGAAUGAAUGUUGAGUGUCAGAAGCACAAACAUCAUUUACUCCUUCCGAGGAAGACAGUAGAGCCCAGGGCCAGGGAGAUGGCUCAGCAGGGAAAAGCACUUGCCUUGAAAACCUGGUGGCCUUAGUUCAACCCCAGAACCCUCAGUGGAAGGAGCAAGCUGACUCCCAAAUGUCCUCUGACCUCCACGUGCACGCUGUCAACAUUCACAUGCAGAUCAUACAUGUGUAAUAAUAAUUGUAAAAACCCUGAAGGACACUAAUGCCCAGAAUGGGAAGGACUUCCCGGAGGUCACAGCCUAUUACAAUGCCAGGUGCCCUGGUUCGUUGCCCAUCCCAUUGUGCCACAGAUGGGUAGACCAGAGUUGGUAGCCAGAAUCUCACCUGCCCUGGACUGCCCAACCUGUGUUAAGCAGGCAUGUGCCACUACGCCCACCUGCCAACAUCCUCUUAAAACCCAAGAUCAGCAGGAGACUCUGUUAAGUCUUAGAAAUUUGGAUUGCCCACUUUUGGGGGUUAUGGUAAAACAGGAUUUCUCUGUGUAGCCUGGGUGUCCUGGAGCUCGGUGUGUCGACCAGGCUGGCCUCGAACUCAGAGAUCCGCCUGCCUCUGCCUCCCGAGUGCUGGGACACUAAACCCUUUUUUAGACAUGGGGGAACGUGGUUCUUGUGAGUGCUGCCAUGGCUCCCCUGACCUUAGUGAGAGCAAAUGGAGACCUGGGUUUGGCAGCAGUGGCCUAUACAGUCCAUACUUCAUGUUUAACAUCCUAUCUUAAUCAAGAGUCAGUGUGAGUAUAGCAUUGGGCUCCAUUCUGUACUACUGUCAUUUAUGACUUACAUGAUGUCAUUUGCUGCAAGAUAAAACUGGUAGCCCAGAAAUCAGGACACGUGGCCUUUUGUAGUUUUAUGUGCCCCUUGCUCCCCACAGGUGCACCCAUCUGAAGGGCUCGAGAAAGGCUGCCACAAGUCUGGAGAAGCUUGUGAGGUUGGUCUGCAUCUUGGGCAUUCUCAGAGUUAAGAAUUCGUUUAUGGCCUCAGGUUCAUCAGAACACUCACCACUGCACCUCUAUGUAAGCACUGCAAGGAGCUGCAGCAUGGACUGCAGUGUAAUUAGCUGCCUUCUGUGGGCACUUCCUCUUUGUGCUUCCAAAUCAUUUUUCAGUGCUCUCCCAGGAUCCAAAGCAAAUGUCCCCUUCCACCUGGCAUCACAGAGGGAGAUAUGUGGCAGUCAAGUUUAAAGUGGUUUUCCUCCAGAAGUGAUAGAGAAAGAAGCAGUGGUUGUCGGUGGUAGAAAGGGCCGAGGACCAGAACACAGUUUGCCUCCACAACCUGCUGCAGGAGGCAGGGGAACAUUCCUUUAGAAAGUGUAUGCUUCGUAUUCUUCAUCUUCAGCACAUUUGGCAGCACCUCCACUUUGGGAUCAUUCGAACCACAUAGGCAGAAUCAACUUUAGUGAACCUUAUCUACUUUUUAAAUGCGUGUGAAUGUGUGUGCGCGCAUGUCCAAGUGCAUGUGUGGAAGCAGAUGUAUGUGAACAUGUAUGCAUAUGCAUGUAGAAGCCACGAGACAGCUUCAAGGAGACACUGUUCCCAGCUUACUGUACCGUAGUACUAGAGCAAGGGCUGUGGGCUCCAUUACCAGAAAAGAAAGGCAUAGCCCAAGAUAGAAGGAAAGGCAGCUUCCUAGUCAGUUACUUCUCCCAGUGAUGAAACAAGAGUUACUAUCUUACUGUGCAACAUCGAAACUAUCAUUUAUGGCAGGCAAGUGAAUCUCCAAAGUCAUGGAGCUAGUGAACAGGAAGCUAGAAUCCAAGCUUAUUAAAAGCUUAUACAUGCCCUUAAGCUGACCACAGUCAAGGUGGGGAUUGUGUGUUCUGAUCAUGAAAAUGACCCUAAAAUAUGUGUGUGCGUGUGUGUGUGUGUGUGUGUGUGUGUGUGUGUGUGUGUGUGUGUGUUGGAAAUUAAACCCAGAGGCAUCAUGCUUGCUAAGCUAGCCCUCUAUCAAUGAUCUAUAUCCCCAGCUCUGUUUUUACUUUUGUUCUUGAGUCUUCCUCAGUUGUCUAGACCAGUCUUGGGUCCUGUAGCCCAGGUAGUCCUUGAACUUUUGGUCUUCCUCAGCCUCCCAAGUAGAUGGGAUGACAGGUCACAACCACCGUGCCUAUCACUAUUGACAUUUUUCAAACCAGACUUGAGCCCCCUGGGUGUGGUGACACCUCAAUCCCAUAGUUCCUUGAGUUAGAUUGUCACUGCUCUCUUUCUCCCUCCUUCCCUCCCUCCCUCCCCAGUAACUUCUCACUGUAUUGCUCAAACCAGAUUGUAUCUUUUCCAAUUAACACGAGUAAUGUGGUGGUUCCAAAGUCCCAGGUCACCAUGUUGAUGCCAAAUCAGCAAAGCAUGUUAUAGGCUACAAUCCCUGGGCCUGAAUGAUCUUCCUGUCUAGAGUAGCUGGGACUUUAGAUAUGUGAAAUUGCACCCACUUCUCUCUUCAGUAAAGAAAAAAUAAAACCACCAUAACAAGCAGUAGUGUCCUUUCCAGUGGUGACGACCUCCCUACGGGAACAUGCCUCUGGAAAAGGAUCUCCUUCAUCCCUCUCCAGAAGAGGAAAAGCGGAAACACAAGAAAAAGCGCCUGGUACAGAGCCCCAGUUCCUACUUUAUGGAUGUGAAGUGCCCAGGAUGCUAUAAAAUCACCACAGUCUUUAGCCAUGCACAAACGGUAGUCUUGUGUGUUAGCUGCUCCACUGUCCUCUGUCAGCCCACAGGCAGAAAAGCAAGGCUGACAGAAGGAUGCUCCUUUAGGAGGAAGCAGCACUAAAAAGCACCUGAUUCAAGAUGAGUGGGAACCAUCCCAAUAAACACAUUUUGGAU